AUUCAAUGUUUGGGACACAGCUGGACAAGAGGUGAGUUUUCCAAUGGUUCGGUUCAUUCUSGAUGAUUAUGUUGUAAUUUUGUUUCAUGGCACUUUUUGCACGGUGAUGAUGCUCUGCUGACCAAACGUUAAAUUUUGYUCACGAAACAGAAAUUUGGAGGACUCCGUGAUGGAUACUACAUUCAGGGCCAAUGCGCUAUCAUCAUGUUCGACGUCACCUCUCGUAUUACAUACAAGAAUGUCCCUAACUGGCACCGUGAUUUGACCCGAGUUUGUGAAAACAUUCCCAUCGUAUUGUGCGGUAACAAAGUAGAAAUCAAGGACCGCAAGGUUAAAGCCAAGCAGAUUACUUUCCACCGCAAGAAGAACUUGCAAUAUUAUGAUAUUUCGGCCAAGUCGAACUACAACUUUGAGAAGCCUUUCUUGUGGUUGGCCCGAAAGCUUUCCGGUGACAACGCCCUUCACUUCGUUGAGGCUCCUGCCUUGCAACCUCCAGAAUUCCAAUUCGAUGAUAAGCUCAAGAACCAGUACGAGCAAGAGCUGCAGGAUGCUGCCGCGCAGCCUCUUCCUGAGGAUGAUGACGAUGAUCUCUAGAAACUUAGAMAUGGCACACAUAUCCAAGUAGAAAGAGAAAGAUUAAACACGCUUAAAUCAU
Pseudo-nitzschia multistriata is the source of this 655-nucleotide messenger RNA. Lineage: Eukaryota; Bacillariophyta; Bacillariophyceae; Bacillariales; Bacillariaceae. The record is from the annotation of a GenBank genome assembly.